Molecule: messenger RNA, 2713 nt
Organism: Paralichthys olivaceus (Japanese flounder)
Lineage: Eukaryota; Metazoa; Chordata; Actinopteri; Pleuronectiformes; Paralichthyidae
Gene: mlx
Product: MAX dimerization protein MLX
Biological process (GO): regulation of transcription by RNA polymerase II
Cellular component (GO): nucleus
Molecular function (GO): DNA-binding transcription factor activity, RNA polymerase II-specific; protein dimerization activity; RNA polymerase II cis-regulatory region sequence-specific DNA binding
Source: RefSeq, a predicted model, not a curated record
CUGAAACUUUCCAAAGUGAAAGGAACUGGAAUUGACGAGGUGCCCUGGAAGGCAGCAGGGCUAUCGGUAAUGUAGCACUAUAAAGAUGACGGACCCGACCGCGUCUCCUGAAGACCACUGGAAACAAACAGACAGUGCCUUCAGCGACAGUGGCUUUGACCAUAGUUUCUUCACUGAAACAGCCAGAAAGGGUACAGUGGUCUCCAGGGCCAAUAGCAUUGGCUCAACAAGUGCCUCUUCAGUACCAAACACAGAUGACGAAGAUAGUGACUACAGACAUGAGACGUCAUAUAAGGACUCGUAUAAAGAUCGACGGAGACAAGCGCACUCCCAGGCUGAGCAGAAGCGUAGAGAUGCUAUCAAGAAAGGUUAUGAUGACCUCCAGGGAAUAGUUCCAACCUGUCAGCAGCAGUCUGACAUUGCAGUGGGAGCACAGAAAAUUAGCAAAGCAACCAUUCUGCAGAAAACAAUUGACUACAUCCAUUUUCUUCAUAAAGAAAAGAAGAAGCAAGAGGAGGAAGUUUCUGUAUUAAGAAAAGAAGUGAUGGCGUUGAAGAUCAUGAAAACGAACUACGAGCACAUAGUGAAUGCCCACCAGAACAACCCACAGCAGGGAGAAGAUCAGGUGUCUGACCAGGUCAAGUUCAACAUCUUUCAGAGCAUCAUGGACUCUCUGUUCCUGUCUUUCAACAACUCUGUGUCAGUGAACAGCUUCCAGGAGCUCUCCGCCUGUGUUUUCAGCUGGAUCGAGGAGCACUGCAAGCCACAGACACUGAGGGAGUUUGUGGUUGGCGUGCUCCAACAGCUCAGCGGUCAGCUGUAUUGAUCGGGUGAAACCUCUGGACUCAGCUCCCAGUUAUUGGGGCUUGCUCUGGCCUCUCAGGGUGGAGACUGCUAUCAGCCUCAGGCCACACCACAGCAUCUACACUCACUUCAGCUCCUCUGUGACUCCUUGGCUGCAAUUGAAUUACCUCAACCCCCACGGUGGGCAGAGAUUAAAAGCUGCAUUGGAUUGUUUGAGAUAACAUUCUGAUUGUACGUGUACAUACACAGAGUCUAAGCCUCAUCCGCCUCAGCGGACGAUUCAUACUUCUUGUUGUUUUGCUAAGAAGCUCAUGAGGAAACGGCGCUCAGGAGUCAAAACAACUGUACGUUUGCAAACCAAUGUGUCGUGUUAAAUGCAUUAAGCUUUUACUUUAUUUUAGUUUUAGUUUUUUUUUUUACGGUAACUGCCUGAGUUAAAUGAUGGUAUUUGUUCUGCAGCCUGUUAAUUUAACAAAAUGGAAAUAGUGAGAAGCGCGAGUACACACCGCUCUCUGCCCCAUCGAGCACAAGUUUUUUUUCACGCUGAACCAAAAGGUUCCUCUCAUCCACACCACUCCUGAACCACAGCAGACAAUGGAGAAUUCUCCACCACUACUGUUCUACUGCAGGGUACCUGUCCCCUCUCCUAACUGUGCUCUCAGGCCGUUUUUUUUAUUUCUAGCCUUAGUGACACGGACUGUGAAGUUUUUAUCAAAGCGGCUGUGACGAGCCAAAGAUGCUGCGAUGUCACGGUUGGCAGGUGUGUAAUGAGGCAGCAUACAGGUCCGACCUGUGUAUCCGUGUUUAUAUUCAGUCUAUGGACUUCACUGCACACUGUGAAGAGAUUCUCUUUAUUUACAGUUAUUCAGUUGCAGAUAUACAUGUUUAUUCUGAAGAUGAUUUUAAAUACAAAGUGUUGAUUUCUUUGAUUUUCAUACCAUCAUGUUAAAUUCUGUUUAUCUUGGGUGACAGUGGCUUUUGUGCUUAGUAACAGUUCAGUAGAAAUUAUGUUAUAGCCUCUGUCUGUGAUUAAAGAAAUGUUUUGAUUAUCCAGGACUGUUCUUAACGUCCAGUCCCAGGAGAGAUUGUGAACAGACCAAAGCACAGAUCUACAGACAAUCUGCACUGAAUGAAAACAGUUGAGAUGACAAUCUCAUUUUGAGACAGUUUUGUUUCUGUACUUGCUUUUCUCUUGCUUUACUCACAGGGAAACAGAUUUCUGGUUGUUUUUUUUUCAGUGGUUAAAAGCCAUCUACACUCACAGGUGACUUCAAGAGGUUUGCCUCUCAAAACACUAGCUCAGCCUUUACUUAAAAUAAUAAUUUUGAUGAUAAGGGAGGGUAUUGAUUUAAAUAAAUGUUUAUCAUUGAGGCUGUAGUUGGCAUUGGUGUUGAACCGAGGUAAUAUUAGGUGUUUGUACUUUAACAUGUUUAAACACAGUCCAGUGCAACACCAUAACCACUAUGCAUUAAGAAAACAAGUUAAAAUAAUAUCUCUAAUUCAAAUAAGCUGCAACCAUUUUCAGCCAAUUCUGGUCCCUCUAAAUAUGAUUCUUUUUCCCAUCAAAAUCCAGGAGGAAAGAAAAACUGCUGGAUCUGCCUGUUUGUCUGGAUAUGAGCCAAAAUUCAGUGGCGUCUUUCAAGUUCAUACAUAUUUUAUAAAGUUUUGUGGAAAUAUUUUGUCCUGCUUAUUUUUUAAGUUUAACCGACUGGGUUGAAAAUAUAACCUCCUUGGUAAUUUUUUUUUUGAAUUCAUGGCUGCACUGUUGUAUUGGAUGGCAUAAGAUUUUACAAGUGCACCCAAUAAAGUGGCCACCCCUUGUAUAUGACCAUUCACGAGUGUUGUCAACCUGUAAAUAAAAAGGUGUUUGACCAAAGUGCAAUUUGAAAAUAAAGUGAGCAGGAAAACA